CUCCCCCGCAGCCGUCGCGGCCUCGCCGGCCCAGUUCUCGGCGGCAAGAUGAAGAUCGAGGAGGUGAAGAGCACCACGAAGACUCAGCGCAUCGCCUCGCACAGCCACGUGAAGGGGCUGGGGCUGGACGAGAGCGGCCUGGCCAAGCAGGCGGCCUCCGGGCUGGUGGGGCAGGAGAACGCCCGCGAGGCAUGUGGUGUAAUAGUAGAAUUAAUCAAAAGCAAGAAAAUGGCCGGGAGAGCUGUUUUGUUGGCAGGACCUCCUGGAACUGGCAAGACAGCCCUAGCCCUGGCUAUUGCUCAAGAGCUGGGUAGUAAGGUCCCCUUCUGUCCCAUGGUGGGAAGUGAAGUCUACUCUACAGAAAUUAAGAAGACAGAAGUUCUGAUGGAAAACUUCAGAAGGGCAAUUGGUCUGAGGAUAAAGGAGACCAAGGAAGUUUACGAAGGUGAAGUCACUGAGUUGACUCCAUGUGAGACUGAAAACCCCAUGGGUGGAUAUGGCAAAACCAUCAGCCAUGUGAUCAUAGGACUUAAAACAGCAAAAGGAACCAAACAGUUGAAACUGGACCCCAGUAUCUUUGAAAGUUUACAGAAAGAGCGAGUGGAGGCUGGAGAUGUAAUAUACAUAGAAGCAAACAGUGGUGCAGUGAAGAGGCAAGGCAGGUGUGAUACCUAUGCUACUGAAUUCGACCUUGAAGCCGAAGAGUAUGUUCCUUUGCCAAAGGGUGAUGUGCACAAAAAGAAGGAAAUUAUUCAGGAUGUGACCCUCCAUGACUUGGAUGUUGCCAAUGCUAGGCCACAGGGUGGGCAGGACAUCCUUUCCAUGAUGGGCCAGUUAAUGAAGCCAAAGAAGACGGAAAUUACAGAUAAGCUUCGAGGGGAGAUUAACAAGGUGGUCAACAAGUACAUUGACCAAGGCAUAGCGGAGUUGGUUCCUGGCGUGCUGUUUGUGGAUGAGGUACACAUGUUGGACAUUGAAUGCUUCACCUAUCUGCACCGCGCCUUGGAGUCUUCCAUCGCCCCCAUCGUCAUCUUCGCUUCCAACCGGGGCAACUGUGUCAUCAGAGGUACCGAGGAUGUGAUCUCUCCUCAUGGAAUUCCCCUUGACCUUCUGGACCGAGUGAUGAUCAUCCGCACCAUGCUGUACACCCCACAAGAAAUGAAACAGAUAAUAAAAAUCAGAGCCCAGACAGAAGGGAUUAACAUCAGCGAGGAAGCAUUGAACCACCUGGGAGAAAUCGGUACCAAGACGACAUUAAGAUACUCAGUGCAGCUCCUGACCCCAGCCAACCUGCUGGCCAAGAUCAAUGGGAAAGACAGUAUUGAGAAGGAACAUGUCGAAGAAAUUAAUGAACUCUUCUAUGAUGCCAAGUCUUCAGCCAAAAUCCUAGCUGAUCAACAGGAUAAAUAUAUGAAGUAAAAUGAUGGUUGCAUCUUAACCCUUUGGAUUUGAAAUGGAAAGACACCAAGAAUGUGCCCUGGCCUGCUGAAACAGUAAAGACAUGAGGAUGGAUAUUUCUGAAGCAGAGAAACCUCUGCCCUUAAUGUCUGUGUUCACUUAGCUAUAUUAUCAGUUUUGUGUGGAACGAUUAAUUUAAAAUUAUCCUAUCUUCUCCCAUAGUUGCAGUGUUUCAUCCUUUACCUGGAAUAUCUUCUAAUAAAUCUUUUGAGUUUA
Molecule: messenger RNA, 1674 nt
Organism: Vombatus ursinus (common wombat)
Lineage: Eukaryota; Metazoa; Chordata; Mammalia; Diprotodontia; Vombatidae
Gene: RUVBL1
Product: RuvB like AAA ATPase 1
Exons: 11
Coding region: 49-1419 (456 amino acids)
Biological process (GO): regulation of transcription by RNA polymerase II; chromatin remodeling; box C/D snoRNP assembly
Cellular component (GO): Ino80 complex; R2TP complex; NuA4 histone acetyltransferase complex
Molecular function (GO): ATP hydrolysis activity; DNA helicase activity; ATP binding
Source: RefSeq, a predicted model, not a curated record